Durusdinium trenchii is the source of this 1644-nucleotide messenger RNA. Lineage: Eukaryota; Dinophyceae; Suessiales; Symbiodiniaceae. The record is from the annotation of a GenBank genome assembly.
CUUGGGAAACAGCGGCACAGUGUUUUUUCCACCGGGUUUCUGUACGAUUAGUAGUGACUGUUUGAUGGUUAUUGUUCUUGCUGACUCUUUGUGUGGUUGUCUGCAAAUUGCAGCAGGUGUCAGUGUCAGCUGGUUCGUGGGGAUUGUGGUGUAAGGUGCAAGCGGUUUGUUCCAUGGUGACUUGUUGUGUUUUUAUCCAAGUUGCUGUGGUUCAGCGUGUCGGGCCGUUCUUUGGUAUCGGGUCGGGUGGUCUACUGGAAGGUCGCGAAAAGGCUGAGAGCCCUUGUGCCUCACCUCUACUAAUAGCUUCUUUGUUACUACUAGUAAGGCACUUGUUACUACUAGCGUGGCACUUGUUACUAGUAGUAACAAGGUUUGCUACUUCAGUUGUAAAGGCAUGCUUUCAGACAACCCUAUCUGAUCCCAGAUGUCCCUUUGCUUUUGCCUGUCCCGGGCCUUCGCCGCCUGACCCGUCCAAGUGCCCAUCCGAUUAAUUGUACGAUUGCCAAAGUGUGAUCUGACGUCCUUCUGGGGAAUUGUCGCGUUUGGGUGAGUUGUUGUUCUUUGAGUUGUUCUUUCCUCUCUCUCUCUCUCACUUGCUUUUCUUCCGGGCUGCCAUUCCUCGGGGCAUUUGCUAUUGAACAUUCUGGUUACUGAAAGAAAGAACAGCAGAAUGAGCUGCAAAACGGGGUUUUGGUUUGACAGAAAGCCUUUCCGUGCAUUCGUGGCAAGUGAUAAAGAUAUUGAUACACUGUAAAUGCGGACUGGACCCUUAUCAAGGAAUCAAGGUACACAGCAAAUUGGAUACAAAAACAGGUUCGACGCUGCAAGCAUGUCACUCGAUUAUCCCUGUAGAGCUUGACUUGAUUCCUUUGGCGCUCUGAGGUAGAGGAUAGCGCGACGUCCUGGCCACAACAAACAAGUCCUUGCUUCUUCCUGGAGUCCAAGUACGAGCCCCUGAAUAUGCCUGGCUAUGGGCGAACCAGGGUGAGGUCUCCUGAACAGUGCCAGGCGAGGUGCUCCAAAGCAAGGGGAUGUGCUUACUUUACCGCCUUCCAGAUUCAGCCAGAUUUGUACUGGUGCCAUUUGCAGGAGUACAGAUCACAUCUGGCCAGAGCAGACAGGGCCAUUGCUGGACCUGGAGACUGCAAUCAGGAGGCCAUUCUGUUGGAAGCAAUGGGACAGCGGAUCCCUGCACCAACCACCACACAGGCGCCGAAGCGAGCUCCACCUGUGAGCCCACCAGCUCCCAGGCCUCCCAUGGCUCGAGCGUCAAGACCAAAGGUUGAGCAACAGCCUGCUCCUGCUCCGCUUGCUCCACCUGCUCCUCCGUUGAUUGUCAAGGAGCCACAAACUGCGGCGCCUGACAAAGAGCAGGAGGCAGUUGAAGUUGAACUUGCAGUGCCAGACGUGGGAGCUGAUGGAAGUCUCACAAUCUUGCUCAUUGUGUUGGUCGCCGCUGGUGCCGUAUCCUUUUCCGGCCGAGUGGAGAGGUCUUGAUAGAUGCGAGGAGGUAGUAGAUGCACCAAAGCAGUGCAAGUGUUGUGUGCUCAGAUAUUGAUUGCUUUGACAAAAAUGGUGUGGUUGGCGGAGGAAGCUUUGAUGGGUUGAUACAAGAUGUUUGAUAUGCCACGCAUGAGCUCC